CCAACUUUCAGCGAUUCGUCACUUCAAUCGUUGUCACACCAGUACUGACCCUAGGCGUGCCAACAACUUGCUAAACACUUCGGAAAGGAUGGAUGUUGAAGAGUUUCAGGAGAGUAACUCUAUCACGUUCGAAUGGACUGUGAAGGGGCUACGGCACUUAUUUGAGUCGAGCAAAGGUGAGGCUAAAUCCAAGGUGACCAAGUCAGUGAAGUUCGGGAGCGGUCAGUGGCAAAUCCUAUUCUAUGCGAACGCUGGGACGGGCAAUGCCAAUGAUGCUAGCAGCCAUAUCAGCUUGUUUCUUUCAUGCGAACCUACGCAAGAAGAAAAGGACAACUCUUUGAAUGGAAAGUGGGUUCGCGAAGGGUUGUUUCGAUUCACAUUUGAGCUUCGCAACCUAUCUAAACAAGAACUCUUCAACAUGAAGGAAGCACACAACCACUCAUUCUCAUACAAAACCGCAAACUGGGGAUGGGCACAAUUCGCACGUAGAGACGCUGUAUACUAUCAACGUCAUAGUGUCAAGACCGCCGACGCAUUCGUCAUUGUAUGCACUAUUACUUCGACUCCCACGACUCCCAAGCCACCGCCUCCAAUUCCAAGAACAGCUGUGCCGAAAGACCUGCUUGACUCAGUUGGAUCUCUUUUAGACGAUCCACUUUACUCAGAUGUUGAGUUCGUCUUACCUCGGCGAGGUACGGGUUUGAAGAAUGCCAAAAGAAUAUAUGCUGCCAAGAAGCUACUCGGCCGUGCUGAUUAUUUUGCGACAAUGUUCAACUCUGGUUUUGCUGAAGCAUCACACGAUGAUACUCCCCUCACUAUCGCAAACAUCGCUUCACCGUCAGAAACUAACGAUAGAGCUUCUGAAGUGACAGCAUUCAGUGGCAACUUUGAAGACUCUGAUGAGGAAGACGAGGACAUACUGGACAACGCAAGCGCCGACAUCUCGCAAUUGGAAUUUGAAGACAGAACUUUAUUGCCCGAAGAUACGAACAAUGAUGAGGAGGCUGCACCGAAACCCCCUGCAGAGCCGUUCACAUCCAAUAUAGACUUUACAGAUGAUACAGACAAGGCAGACGAAGGCGAAGAUCGUCGCAAUGUUCGGGCCAAGCUAUCACAUCCCUCAAGCCCUAGAAGCCACGACUCUCCACUGGCACUCGCCUCUGAAUAUCCCAACACAUUAGCAGGUCCAUCCAAAAUGCGUGUGGUUGUCAAAGACGUUGCUUAUUCGACUUAUUUUGCCGUUCUCCACUACUUGUACACGGAUACAAUACGAUUCGCGCCACUGUCUUCCUCUUUCAACACGACGCCGCAUGUCACAAUCUCAACUACAUCAACUCAGACUCCAAACGAGAGUCAAGCCAAUUUGGGAGCUACGUUGCGCACCGCCCAAUCCCAGGGAGAGCCGUCAACCAGUGUCGCCGCGCGAUCACGAAGAGAAUGGCUGCAACAAUGGGAGCGUGAUAAUGCUGGAAAGAUAGCACUACCGUGUUCGGCAAAGGCUGUCUACAGACUUGCGGACAAGCUUGACCUGCGCGAACUCAGGGAGCGCGCUUUCCAACACAUUACAAACUCCCUCACUGUCGAGAAUGUACCGUACGAGGUAUUCUCCACGUUCUCUGGCAUAUUUGAAACCGUCAGAAAGGUUCAAGUCAAGUUUUUCUUGGAUCACUGGUCAGAUAUUAGAUCAUCAGACGCGAUGCGAAAUGUGUGGCAGCAGAUUCGUAUUGGCAGGCAUCCUGGCUUUGAAGAAGUAUGGCCCGUGAUUGCGACUAAUCUGGAAUUCAAGCCCCAAGUCAAGGAGAAGACUGGAUUGGAUCGUGAGGAGUCUAAUAGCGUCUAAUUUCUCAGACUGUGUAUUUGACUUGAUAUGGGGCGACUGUGUUUUGUAAGAUAUAUUUUGAUGCGCUUGAGCCCAGAUAAUAUGCAUUGCGUCCCAUGCUUCAGUCCGGAGAUCGUUGAAGCCUCAAGAAAUUGGGCUCAAACGCGGCGAUCACAGGUGUGACAUCGAGGAUCGACCAGAUUCAGUACUAGAACAGUUCAACAGAAUCGAAGACAACGUUCGGACUCAAGAAAUCAUCCCCACUGCUCCCUGAAAUAACAUUGAUCUGAAUUGUGUUUGAACCAGCAACAAGGGUGCCACUUGGGAUGGCGAAGUCGUACACUUGAUUGAGACCACGCCAGGUACCACGAGUGACGCCACGGGAGUCGACAGCGGUCGGUGCUUUAUGAACCGCAGUAUGCCUUUCAGCGUUUCCAUCUCAAUGAGGAUGUUGGAUGCAAGAUACUGACCAGCAGGAGCGGAAGAUGUCCAAGAGUUGACCAUAAUUUGAGGACGUCCGCCUGCGAAUGCCUCCGUGGUCCUGAUACGCAGGGUUCUAGCACCAAUUUGAGACGAAGUGGCUGUCCACUUGAUUGUCGUUGGACUGUUAACGUCUUUGAAUUGUGCCAUUGGGAAAGAAGAUGUGGAGGAGCUCCCGAUUGUGAAUGUUACGGGGCCCCACGAACUCAUCCGCGAGUCCGAUCUAUCAUGCGCAGUUGAGGUAACUGAUCUUCGCACAGCAUGAAACCUCAGAUUACGCACGGGUGCAUCGUCUCGAUCUUAUCAGCAUUCAGGAAUCCUGAAGGGGUCCCGUCGACGGUACCGAUGCUCCAAAUUGUUGAGGGUGUGCUUAAACUUGAGGUGAGGGUCAGAGAAGAUAUCUUUCCUGCGGAAAUAGUAACACUACCGGUACCAGCUUCAAGUUCUCCUUGGUAGAGUGUUACUGUGUAUGUUCCUGGCUUCAUCUUUGGACUGGCGAACGAUCCACUGUCGCGGUGGCUCAUUAGGAGCAGUGGUCAUUAAUAAGGAAAAUAUCGUACCCUGACCCAGAUGCCCAGUACUGUGCAGCGCUAUUCUUAAACCCAAUGGUAACAG
Messenger RNA from Heterobasidion irregulare TC 32-1, 2914 nucleotides. RefSeq lists its product as uncharacterized. NCBI's taxonomy places the organism in Eukaryota, Fungi, Basidiomycota, Agaricomycetes, Russulales, Bondarzewiaceae. Gene Ontology annotation, molecular function: ubiquitin protein ligase binding. The coding region runs from base 89 to 1840 and encodes 583 amino acids. Gene Ontology annotation, cellular component: cytoplasm. Gene Ontology annotation, biological process: proteasome-mediated ubiquitin-dependent protein catabolic process; regulation of proteolysis. The record is from RefSeq and is a predicted model, not a curated record. The transcript has 18 exons.